CGGCUCGGGGGGAAUCCGCCGUCCUCACCUUGGCCUCCAGUCCGCGCACGGCGCCCCGCGGUUGCUCUCCCUGCCGGCCUCCCCGCCAGGCGCUGCCCCGCUUGCCGCCCACCAUGGCCCUGCUGCACUCAGGACGCGUCCUCUCCGGAGUGGCCUUCCAUCCAGGCCUUGCCGCCGCAGCCUCUGCCAGAGCCAGUUCCUGGUGGGCCCAGGUGGAAAUGGGACCCCCAGAUCCCAUCCUGGGAGUCACCGAAGCCUUCAAGAGAGACACCAACAGCAAAAAGAUGAACCUGGGCGUCGGUGCAUACCGGGACGAUAAUGGGAAACCUUAUGUGCUCCCCAGUGUCCGGAAGGCAGAGGCUCAGAUUGCUGCAAAAAAUCUUGACAAGGAAUACCUGCCUAUUGGGGGACUGGCUGAAUUCUGUAAGGCCUCUGCAGAGUUGGCCCUGGGAGAGAACAGUGAGGUGUUGAAAAGUGGUCGGUUUGUCACUGUGCAGACCAUUUCUGGAACUGGAGCCUUAAGGAUCGGAGCCAGUUUUCUGCAAAGAUUUUUUAAGUUCAGCCGAGACGUCUACCUGCCCAAACCAACCUGGGGGAAUCACACACCCAUCUUCAGGGAUGCUGGCAUGCAGCUCCAGAGCUAUCGAUACUAUGACCCCAAGACUUGUGGGUUUGACUUCACAGGCGCCAUAGAAGACAUUUCAAAAAUACCAGAGCAAAGUGUUCUCCUCCUGCAUGCCUGUGCCCACAACCCUACGGGUGUAGACCCUCGUCCAGAGCAGUGGAAGGAAAUCGCAUCGGUGGUAAAGAAAAAGAAUCUCUUUGCAUUCUUUGACAUGGCCUACCAAGGUUUUGCCAGCGGUGAUGGUAACAAAGAUGCCUGGGCUGUGCGCCACUUCAUCGAACAGGGCAUUAACAUUUGUCUCUGCCAAUCGUAUGCCAAGAACAUGGGCUUAUAUGGCGAGCGUGUGGGAGCCUUCACUGUAAUCUGCAAAGAUGCCGAGGAAGCCAAAAGAGUGGAGUCCCAGUUGAAGAUCCUGAUCCGUCCCAUGUAUUCCAACCCUCCACUCAACGGGGCCCGGAUCGCCUCCACCAUCCUGACAUCCCCAGAUUUGCGGAAGCAGUGGUUGCAGGAAGUGAAAGGCAUGGCUGACCGCAUCAUUAGCAUGCGCACCCAACUGGUGUCCAACCUCAAGAAGGAGGGCUCACACCACAACUGGCAACACAUCACCGACCAGAUUGGCAUGUUCUGUUUCACUGGCCUAAAACCUGAGCAGGUGGAGCGGCUGACCAAGGAGUUCUCCAUCUACAUGACGAAGGACGGCCGCAUCUCUGUGGCUGGAGUCACCUCCAACAAUGUGGGCUACCUUGCCCAUGCCAUUCACCAGGUCACCAAGUAAACCCAUGGGGUGCAGAGACAACCUUCCUGAACAGAGACAACCUUCAGCCUCUGCUGUUGCGAGACUCCCAUGAGGAUGAGGGGUGGGGGGUAGUGAAUAGGUCCUUUCUUCCAACCAGUGCAGAACACUCAGUGACUGAGUUUGCUCAGCCAAGAACAGGUCAUGAGAUAGGGCAGGGGCAUCCAUGUUUGGCGUCUGGGAUUUUGUGGCUCUCAACCAAACUCUUCCUUCCCCGCCCCCUCCCCCCCAUCCUUUUGCCUCUAGCUUUUCUGAAAGAGUUUACAUGUACAUGAAAGUCAAAGCACCAAAAAGAAUAACCAAAACAAACAAACAAAAACGGUCAGUCUUGAAACUGCAAUAUUUCACAAGCUUUAACUGAGGCAUUGUAUGGUGUUAGGAUCCAGCCAAGACUUAGCUCAUAUUAGAAGCUGAGAAAGACCUAUUUCUGUCAUUAGCAGUUUUGUCCUCAUGUUUGUCCUUAUCAACACCCCAGUUCAGGAAUUGUGCUUUCCAAAAACCAAUGAGUCUGUGGCUACUGCAGCAGGGAAAAUAAUAGAUGCCAUUUCCUGUCUUGUUUUUUUUUUUAAAGCUUUCUUUUUGUCAUUGCUAGUUUUUAUUAUUAUUAUUUAAGGGUGAAAAAAAUCAGAAGAAAACCAGCCUAGAUUUUCAUCCCACUCUGCUACUUGAUUGAUCGACCAUCAUUCUCAUUCUACCAGAAUUUAAGAAUGAAGAACAUGAUUGUCUCUCCACAUCAAACACUCUUCCUUUCUUAGCAGAGAAUAGUGGGAGAGUAGGUACUAUACUUUACUUUGGCAUCCUCACCAGCGAUUUGUAGGAUCUCCUGUUGGGAUAGGGCCUCUGCCCAGCUCAGCCUCUUCCUUCAGCUGGCCUGCCAAUGCUCAUCCCACACCUUGAGUAAUAGGAGGCAGCGCAGAGGAGGAUCAGAAAGAAGACAACCUUAGUUGUGAUUGCUGCCCACAGGCUCAGACUCCGCCUUUUGGAAAAAUAACCACCAUCUGCUCUAAUCUAGACCUAUUGCAGCCUGGUUUCUCUGUUACAAUAAAAUUAUGGUAGACUCAA
Messenger RNA from Dipodomys ordii (Ord's kangaroo rat), 2480 nucleotides. RefSeq names its product glutamic-oxaloacetic transaminase 2, mitochondrial (gene Got2). Gene Ontology annotation, biological process: biosynthetic process; L-aspartate catabolic process. The record is from RefSeq and is a predicted model, not a curated record. Lineage: Eukaryota; Metazoa; Chordata; Mammalia; Rodentia; Heteromyidae. The transcript is spliced from 10 exons. Gene Ontology annotation, molecular function: pyridoxal phosphate binding; L-aspartate:2-oxoglutarate transaminase activity. Gene Ontology annotation, cellular component: mitochondrion. The coding region runs from base 114 to 1400 and encodes 428 amino acids.